This is a messenger RNA of Zychaea mexicana, 1085 nucleotides long. RefSeq lists its product as uncharacterized. Gene Ontology annotation, biological process: regulation of transcription by RNA polymerase II. NCBI's taxonomy places the organism in Eukaryota, Fungi, Mucoromycota, Mucoromycetes, Mucorales, Lichtheimiaceae. Gene Ontology annotation, cellular component: transcription regulator complex; PcG protein complex. Gene Ontology annotation, molecular function: RNA polymerase II cis-regulatory region sequence-specific DNA binding; DNA-binding transcription factor activity, RNA polymerase II-specific. The record is from RefSeq and is a predicted model, not a curated record. Bases 78 to 863 code for a protein of 261 amino acids. The transcript has 6 exons.
GACAAAAGUCGUCAAACGAGUACACUACAACAGCUGCCAUUACUACACAAAGAAAGAUAUAAAAAACACGAUUUACUAUGGAAAUUCUCGAACUCGUCCACCAAGAACACGCUCCCACUGAAGAGCGACCUUUCGCUUGUGCGGUUUCGAGUUGCAACAAGACGUUUGGCCGCCGUUCGGAUCUUGUACGUCAUUCUCGAAUCCACACGAACGAACGGCCAUUUAAAUGCCGAGAACCCGACUGCGGCAAAAGCUUCAUUCAGCGUUCCGCCCUGACUGUACAUAUGCGCACACAUUCGGGCGAAAGACCGCAUGUCUGUGAAUAUCCUGCCUGCAACAAAAGCUUCAGCGAUAGCAGCUCCCUCGCGAGGCACAGACGCACGCAUACUGGCAAACGACCCUACAGAUGCCCAUUUGACGACUGCACCAAAAGCUUCGUCCGCAAAACCAUGCUCACCAAACACAUGAAACAUGAUCACACAACCAACGGAAAACGCCCGCAAGUGCAAUGGCGUCCUUUCAUCGAAGAACGUCGAAUGCAACAGCAGCAGCAACAGCAGCAGCCAUGCAGCUGUGCAGAAUGCUGGCAACAAUCGCCUCCCCCACCGCUUCUUGCUGCUGCUGCUGAAAGCCCUUGCUCUUCCUCGGACGAAUUCCAGCCUUCCUCGUUCCCAUCUUCGCCACAAAGCGGUUCCUGGAGCCAAUGUCCGCCGUUGUUGCCAAUGCCGUAUCGACGAUCCUCGAGCUUCUCUUCGACAUACAGCCAGGACACUGUCUUGCCUAGCUUGUCAACAUUCAUGUAUUAUCAUGACGCCAAGGAAGACCACCGACGCGACAGCGGAAUCUCAUUAUUCUCGGCAUAAACGACCCAACAACUCAUUACCAACAAACCAACAGAAACAACGCGUGCGUUGUUUCGAGGACUUUUAUCCUCAUCCAACAUCCAUCCUCAAUUCUUCAUCACUCACUCUUUCCUUUAUCAUGUCGCUCUUUAUAAUAACCACCCCAUUUACUACACUCAUAUUACACACUCUCUUUCUCCCGCCUUCUACUUUUUCUUUUGACCUAAACAUCGUACCCUUUCA